UAACUUUUUAAAGCAUCUGCAUGAUGGGUUUGUUUGAAAAUGCUGCAGUAUUAGGACAUAUUUGUGUAUGUGAAAGCACUGGAGAAAAUUGCAUGAUAUCAUUUAGGCUUAUCUACAAUAGCUUACAUACAAUAACUCAUUUUACAUCAAAAACAUAUAUCUGAAUGAGCUGAAGGAAGGGUGGGAUUGAAAUGCACAGAUUUCCUGCUGGUUUAAAAACAUUCCAUAUGUCACAGCAUCAUGUAACUCCUAUCGGGAAAACAGACUACAGAUCUGAAUGCUAAAUAUUGGUAUAAUCUUCUAAUUCUAUUCAGUUUAAGGAUACUGAGAUUAAGCACAUAAAUACUAAAUGAACAAUACAUUUGAUUUUUAAUGUGGAUCAGGUUUUUGACACUAAACAGACAGGAAAACUCUAUGUUUACCAAUAUAAAAAUAGUGUUCUCCUUUUUCUCAGUACAAGGGUUUCUCAGUACACAGCUACCUCAAAAAUAAGGAUGCUGCACUCUAACUUCUCAUUAUAAGGCUCCGUAUUAUUAAAAAAAAAAAUGAAGGCAUUCUGCCUUCGUACUGUGUGUAUAACCUUUAUAGCAAACCAUUCACUAUAGAAUGCAAAAAUCCACCUCCAGGGAGAACUAUAGGUAGUUAAAUAUUUAGAAGGACUAUAAUUAAGGAAAUAGUGUAGCAUGGCUUACCAUUCUUUUGGUAAAUAGACACUGAAUAUUUUUGAAUAAAUGGAUUUAGCAUAGACACAGGCCAGGACUGAAAUACCUACAUGUACCAAAAUAACCUACCACGAGUAGGUGCAGUAACAUGACCUGUCAGGUAACCCUCAAGAUGAAGGUUGAGUGGACCAGAGUAAGAUAUUAAUGAACGGAUGGACUCUGCUGGUAAAAUCGGCCAUCCCACCAUGACAGCUGAUGUGUCAGAAGCUGGGGAAUUGUGUCUGGAACCUCUAGUCACUUGCAAGCUAUGUCUCUGUGAACAUUCUCUUAAUAAGAUGACCACUCUUCAAGAAUGCAGCUGCAUCUUCUGUACAGCGUGCCUGAAGCAGUAUAUGCAGCUGGCAAUUCGAGAAGGCUGUGGUUCUCCCAUCACUUGUCCAGACAUGGUGUGCUUGAACCAUGGGAUCCUACAAGAAGCAGAGAUUGCCUGUUUGGUACCUGUUGAUCAGUUUCAGUUAUACCAGCGACUGAAAUUUGAACGAGAAGUCCACUUGGACCCAUGCAGAACGUGGUGCCCUGCUGCUGACUGCCAGACCAUGUGCCAUGUUGAACUGAUUGACUCAGGGCAAGCAGUGCCUGUAGAAUGCCCAGCUUGUCACCUGAAAUUCUGUUCAUCCUGCAAAGAAGUGUGGCACCCACAGCACUUGUGCCAGGAAAACCAACCCAUUGUAAUACCAACUGAGCAGGGAGCACUUACCAGGACUGACACAGAGGCUCCAAUUAAACAGUGCCCAGUGUGCCGGAUUUAUAUUGAACGAAAUGAAGGCUGCGCUCAAAUGAUGUGUAAGAACUGCAAGCAUACAUUUUGCUGGUACUGCCUACAGAACUUGGAUAAUGAUAUCUUCUUACGACAUUAUGACAAAGGCCCCUGCAGAAACAAACUGGGUCAUUCUCGAGCCUCAGUUAUGUGGAACAGAACACAGGUUGUGGGGAUCCUGGUGGGAUUGGGUAUCAUAGCGCUGGUGACUUCUCCCUUGCUGCUUGUGGCAUCUCCGUGCAUCAUCUGCUGUGUCUGCAAAUCCUGCAGGGGCAAAAAGAAAAAGCAUGCCCCACCGACAACCUAAAACUGACUGUUUCUUCCUCAGUCUAUAUAGUAGAUGUAUGUGAGAAAGCACAAAGAUUGGGUUUUGGUGCCAUACCUACCAAUAAUUCUCCCUCUACUUGCCAAAGUUGAGGCUAAGAGCCUAUUGUUUUCAGACCACUAUAUUGCUAGCAAACCACAGUUGAGGAAAUGACUGGGGGAUUGUAGUGUGUAAAUGUAAUUUAAAAAAAAAAAAGGUCAUGGUCAAGUAAUUCAGCCACAAAUAUGAUCCACCUUUAAAACGGUUAGAAUCUUGCAGAAAGAGGGAUCUUCCAGAAUCUGAACAUGUAUUUAUCCUGCAAUAUUGUUGUUCUUCUGCUUCUGUAGAACCAGUCAUGCAGCCAGUAGAGGGAGUACAGGCAAAUGAACAAGCCCACUUCUUAGUACUCUGCUGAUUUGUAAAGUAAAAGAAGAAGCAUGUUGCCAUUAUCUGCUGGCUUGUGACCUAUCUAAAAUAACAAAUAUAUAGUUACAUAUAUUUGAUAACUUCCCUUCAAUUAGAUGCCACAGCAUUUUGUGUUGAAGGGGUGAGGUGGGGGAGGGGAAUACUAGAGAAAUAAUGAAGAGGAUAUUUACCAAGAAUGGAUUCUGGUAAUUAUCAUUUCAUAACUAAACGAUUGUAUUGUACGGAUUGUACUUCAGUGAACACGCACUCACUUAUGCCACACCAGUGAUUUUUGGUGUAUUACACCAUUACCAAUGAUCUACACCACACUACAAACUAUGUUUAAAUUAUAUUAUUUAGGUGUAUUACCUAACAACUAUGAAAAUACCACAGUCGACACAAAUAUAAACCCAGAUGGUAUAGCUAUUGCACACUCUGAUCUUAAUUGGAUAUUCAUUACUAUGAAAAAGGGGCCAAACUAGCUGCUGUUGUCAAUGGUAUUUUUACUAUUGAUUUCAGUGGGAGCAGUAGCAACCAAUAUUCUUUCCUAUU
Molecule: messenger RNA, 2740 nt
Organism: Dermochelys coriacea (leatherback sea turtle)
Lineage: Eukaryota; Metazoa; Chordata; Testudines; Dermochelyidae
Gene: RNF144B
Product: ring finger protein 144B
Exons: 8
Coding region: 875-1786 (303 amino acids)
Biological process (GO): protein polyubiquitination; ubiquitin-dependent protein catabolic process; positive regulation of proteasomal ubiquitin-dependent protein catabolic process
Cellular component (GO): mitochondrial membrane; ubiquitin ligase complex; cytoplasm
Molecular function (GO): ubiquitin conjugating enzyme binding; zinc ion binding; ubiquitin protein ligase activity
Source: RefSeq, a predicted model, not a curated record